AGUUCCCCUUAUAUUGAAAGAGGUAAUAAAAUGCUGGCAUCUGGCAUGAUGUUAUGUACACAGUUUCUCUACAUUUAAUUGAUUUGCAAACAUUUGAAACUACUUCCCUGUCCGAUGAUGUCCCUGCACCAGCCGGAUUCGUUCUCCAUACUGCCAAUCUCACUGUACUCCUUCAAGGGGUUGGCUCAUAUCGCUUUUCUUUUUGUGCGUCUGUUCCGAUCCAAAUAACGUUAGCUGAAUUCUACUGCCGCAACCCCAUCGAUGUGAAGUGUAAACAAAUACAAUACUGAAAGAAAAUGGGCCCAACGCAGUGGGACCUGCCCCCGGAGCUGUGCUGCCGGCCGAUGGCCUUUGUGGCUCUCACCGGGCUAGACGUGGUGUACAACGCUAUCCACAGGGCGAUCUGGGACGCUUUCUGCGCCAACAGGAGGGCGGACAGGGUGCCCAUUUCGUUCAAGGUGCUCCCUGGAGACCACGAAUACCCAAAAUGCAGGACUAAGAGAACGUCCUACGAGUGGUAUAUCCCCAAAGGGAUCCUUAAGACGGGAUGGAUGAACAAACACCUGAACCUGGUGCCGGCUCUGGUGGUUCUGUUCUACGAGUUGGACUGGGACGAGCCGCAGUGGAAGGAGAAGCAGUCGGAGUGCGCCACCAAGGUGGAAAUCGUCAGGACGAGCUUACAAGGAAGAAACACAAAAGUUGCAGUAGUUUUAAUACAGAAAAAGACACCUCUUCCUCCAGGAGAGGACAUCGUUGCCUCUGAGCGGGCUGCUGCCCUGUGCAACGCCUGUGACCUCUCGGGGAAAUCCCUCUUCGUCCUCCCCCACACCGACCACCUCGUCGGCUACAUCAUCAGGCUGGAGAACGCGUUCUACGAACACGCACAGACCUACUACUACACUGAAAUACGGAGGGUGAAAUCGCACAAAGAGUUCCUCAACAAAACUACACACCAGUUGCUGUUUGUAAGGCACCAGUUCAAGAUCGCGUUCUUCAGUGAAUUAAAACAGGACACCCAGAAUGCCCUAAAAUACUACAGGACCGCCUACAACCUUGUGCAUGAGCUGAGGGCCCAUGAGACCAACAUGCUGGAGAUCAAGACCAUGGCUGGGUUCAUCAACUACAAGAUUUGCCGGCUGUGUUUCCAACACAACACGCCCCUGGACGCCAUCGCUCAGUUCCGGAAGCACAUCGACCUGUGCAAGAAGAAGAUCGGCAGCGCGGAGCUGGCCUUCGAGCACACGGCCUGGAUGUCCAAACAGUUUCAGUCCUUUGGAGACCUGUUUGACGAGGCCAUCAAGCUGGGCUUAACGGCCAUACAGACCCAGAACCCUGGCUUCUACUACCAGCAGGGUGCUUACUACGCCCAGGAGAGGAAGCAGCAGGCUGCCCACCUGUGUGGGCACGAGACGAGCGUGGGAUACCCAAACCCCGACCCCCUGGACACUCCCACUGGAGCUCUGGAUUUCUACGGCCAGAGAGCCUGGAGACAGGGACACCAGAGCAUAGACCCACCGGACCCAGAGAAGGAGAAGAAUGGGAUCCUGGCCCUGCAGGCGAAGGAGAGGGAGGUCCCGCACUCGGUCAGUACGAUCAUCGCCCUGCUCAGUAACGCCGUGGCCCAGUUCAAGAAGUACAAGUGCCCGCGCAUGAAGAGCCACCUGAUGGUUCAGAUGGGGGAGGAGUACUACCACGCAAAGGACUACACCAAAGCUUUAAAACUGCUGGACUACGUGAUGUGCGACUACCGUACAGAGCGAUGGUGGACGCUGCUCACCUCCAUCCUAACCACCGCACUCAAGUGCUCCUACCUGAUGGCCCAGGUGAAGGACUACAUCACCUACGCCAUGGAGCUGAUCGGCAGAGCUUCCACUCUGCGAGAUGACCAUAAAUCCAGAAUCGAGAAAAACCUGAUAAAAGUGCUGAUGAACGAGGUUCCGGAGGCGGAGCCGGACUGCGACGCCGCGGCGGUGAAGGCGGCACACAGCCUGUGGGGCGACCGCGUGGCGCUGGCCGGCAGCAACGUCUUCACCAUCGAGGUGCAGCACUACGUGCCCUUCAUUCAGUGCAAAGCCAAGUUCCUGAGCCCCAGUUUCCACCUGGAUAACCCUGUGGAGCUGCACGUGUACCUGCGAGCGGACUGCCCCCACCCCGUCCGCUUCUCCAAGCUGUGCGUCAGCCUCAGCAACCAGGAGUAUAACCAGUACUGUGUGGUGGAGGGGCCCGGUUUGGAGCCUUCAGCACAGGAGAACAUGUGUCUGGUCCCGGGCAAGACUCGGAAAUACACCUUCAGAUUUGUGGCCCAGACAGAGGACGUGGGCAAGAAGGUCGAGAUCACCGGGGUGGACCUCAUGCUCGGCAACGAAAGCGGGCGCUGCGUCUUCCUCAACUGGCGUGGGGGAGGGGGCGACGCGGCCUCUUCCCAUGAGGCCUUGCAGGCCACGCGCUCCUUCAGGAGGCGGGGCCGUUUCCCCGAGCAGCAGGUGGACUGGGACGCGGUGUCCAUCCAGGCCAGCACCAUGGUAAUCUCUCGUGUCCCGAGGAUGUCUGUGCAGCUCCACCACGAACCCCCUGCUCUGAGCAACGAGAUUUACUGCAUGAUGGUCACCAUCCAGUCCCAGGAGGACGCCGUGGUCAAAGACGUCAAGCUCACAGCCGGCCUGAAACCAGGUCAGGAUGCUAACCUGACGCAGACGACCCACGUGACGCUGAGCAGCUCCGAAAUGACGGGCGACUCCCACCCCGCUCUCUUGCCCGACAUCUCCGUGGGAGACCUGCAGCCGGGGCAGAAGGUGGAAAAGCCGCUCUACAUCCGCUGUGUCUCCACCGGAUCCCGAAUCUUCCUGUUCCACGUUUCUUACGCUGUGACCACCACCGUGGAGAACAAGGAAAUCCUCUGCAAGUGUCACAAAGAUGAAACGGUUACCAUUGAAACGGUCAUCCCUUUUGAAGUUGCUGAGAAGUUUGUGUCCACAAAAUUCGAGCACCUGGACCGGGUGUACGUGGACAUCCCCUUCCUGCUGAUGACGGACAUCCUGAGCGCGUCCCCCUGGCCCGUCCACCUGGUCACCAGCCAGCUGCAGCUGGCCUCCACCAUGGCCGCCGUCGACCAGCCCCAGUCCCAGGUGGAGGAGGUGGUCCUGGAGACGGGCGAGUGCGCCAGCGAGUGCUUCUGUCUCCGCUGCCCCCCCAUCCUGAACGGGACGAGCAGCGUGGCGUCGGGACAGUACGUCAUCUCCUGGAAGAGGAAGUCUGCUAACGAGGAUGUUCCUGUCGUUCACACGGUGGUGAACCUCCCGCACGUUCUUGUCGAGACCAUUCCCUUAUACGUGCACGCUGAACUGCCGUCAUUUGGUCGAGUGCGGGAGUCCCUGCCUGUGAAGUACCACAUUCAGAACCGCACUAGCCUGGUCCAGGAUGUUGAGAUGUCAGUGGAGCCCAGUGAUGCCUUCAUGUUCUCUGGACUCAAACAGGUGCGCUUGCGGAUCCUGCCGGGCGGCGAGCAGGAGAUGCUGUACAACUUCUACCCGCUGAUGGCGGGAUACCAGAGCCUGCCGUCGCUCAACAUCAGCCUGCUGCGCUUCCCCGGGGUUAGCAGCCAGCUGCUGCGCCGCUGCCUGCCCUCCCGCAUCUUCGUCAAGCCACAAGGUCGACAAGUUGAUGAGGCGUUCAUCGCUGCUGCUUAGACAUUUUAGAAAAAUAAAGGCCUGAAGUAUCCAAAUUAACAACUUUUGCCGCAACAUCGUACAGAAACACACAUUAACUGUUCAUUUUUCAAAAAAUCUUGAAAUUAAAUGAUUCAGAUGUGAUGUAUUGUGAAUUAAAUUCCUUUUCAAUCA
Molecule: messenger RNA, 3839 nt
Organism: Anguilla rostrata (American eel)
Lineage: Eukaryota; Metazoa; Chordata; Actinopteri; Anguilliformes; Anguillidae
Gene: trappc11
Product: trafficking protein particle complex subunit 11
Exons: 30
Coding region: 297-3686 (1129 amino acids)
Source: RefSeq, a predicted model, not a curated record